GUGACAAUCUACUGCUCACUCUGGUUCGAACGAUAAAGGUUGGUCUUCACACAAUACCCGUAGUUAGCGAAUGUCUUCUGCCUGCAAGCAUGUUAGCUGUGAAUGUAACCGCCGACAUGGUUUAGCAACAUUACUGUUUAAUAAUUAAGCGACUAAAAUAGUUUUGUGUAGUUUCAGUCCUUGGGAUAGGAUAGUAUAAAUGCCUCGUUAUGCUCAACUCGUGAUGGGCCCCGCGGGAAGUGGAAAGGUAUUUCAGUCCGCUGUGGUUUAUAUCUCCCCUCCUCUCUGUAGAGUACCUACUGCUCUACACUGAUCCAGCAUGCAGAAGCCAUAAACCGCUCUGUACAAGUGGUCAACCUAGACCCAGCCGCUGAACACUUUGAUUACCCGGUCAUGGCAGAUAUCCGGGAGCUGAUUAUGGUGGAUGACGUGAUGGAGGAUGAGUCACUGAGGUUCGGCCCAAAUGGAGGGCUGGUGUUCUGCAUGGAGUACUUUGCCAACAACUUUGACUGGCUGGAGGAGAGCCUGGGCCACGUGGAGGAUGACUACAUACUGUUUGACUGUCCUGGUCAAAUAGAGCUCUACACACACCUCCCUGUGAUGAGGCAACUCGUAGAGCAGCUCCAGCAAUGGGAGUUCCGUGUGUGUGGUGUCUUCCUGGUAGACUCGCAGUUCAUGGUGGAGACCUUCAAGUUCAUAUCUGGUAUCAUGGCUGCUUUGAGUGCCAUGGUGUCUUUGGAGAUUCCAACAGUCAACAUAAUGACUAAAAUGGACCUGCUGAGUCCCAAGGCCAAAAAGGAAAUUGAAAAAUACCUGGACCCAGACAUGUACUCAAUGAUGGAGGACAACUCUGUCACCAUUAGGAGCAAGAAGUUCAAGAAGCUGACCAAAGCCAUCUGUGGCUUGAUUGAUGACUACAGCAUGGUGAGAUUCCUGCCAUUUGACCGCACAGAUGAGGAAGGCAUCAACAUAGUGCUUCAGCACAUUGACUUUUCCAUACAAUACGGAGAAGACUUGGAGUUCAAGGAGCCAAAGGAACCUGAGGAGGAGCCUGACAACACAAAUUAUGAUGAUUUAUUUCAGGACAAAGUAGAGGACUGAGAGGUGACAUAAGAGGCCCAGAAAGAAAAGAAGAACAUUUGAUGGUCAGAGGGAAAUGUUAAUUGCAGUAUCAUGCCACCUAAUUAUUUAUUUAUAGACUUCAUAUGUCUGUUUUAAAAAUGUUAGUUAUCAUUUUAAGAUUGUGUUUAGUGUAUUGUGACCAUGAUAUUGUACCCCCCCCCCCCCCCCCAGUUGA
Salvelinus fontinalis (brook trout) is the source of this 1297-nucleotide messenger RNA. Its product is annotated as GPN-loop GTPase 3-like. The record is from RefSeq and is a predicted model, not a curated record. Lineage: Eukaryota; Metazoa; Chordata; Actinopteri; Salmoniformes; Salmonidae. The coding region runs from base 394 to 1101 and encodes 235 amino acids. The transcript is spliced from 8 exons. Gene Ontology annotation, molecular function: GTPase activity.